This is a messenger RNA of Synchytrium microbalum, 633 nucleotides long. It is a transcript of the gene CHO1, whose product is annotated as CDP-diacylglycerol---serine O-phosphatidyltransferase. Lineage: Eukaryota; Fungi; Chytridiomycota; Chytridiomycetes; Synchytriales; Synchytriaceae. The transcript is spliced from 7 exons. Gene Ontology annotation, molecular function: phosphotransferase activity, for other substituted phosphate groups. Gene Ontology annotation, cellular component: membrane. The record is from RefSeq and is a predicted model, not a curated record. Bases 1 to 633 code for a protein of 210 amino acids. Gene Ontology annotation, biological process: phospholipid biosynthetic process.
AUGGCAUCCAAGAGCAAAAAACCCCCAAUGACAUCAAUACGAGAAUUCACAGUCGCAGAUGCCAUCACGCUCUGCAACAGCGCAUCUGGUUCAACAUCUGUUUUUUGUACGUUGAAAUACGUCGUCACCGAAGACCCCAUCUUUUUAUAUGCUGCUAUAUUGCUGUUGCCUGCUGCGUUGAUAUUUGAUGUGCUUGAUGGACGAGUUGCGCGAUGGAGGAAGACAGCCUCACUGAUGGGUCAAGAACUGGAUUCGCUGGCUGAUGUGAUUAGCUUUGGGGUGGCUCCGGCUGUGUUGGGAUUCGGUGUCGGCCUACAAGGACUCUUUGACGUGUUGAUACUCCUCUACUUUGUCAACUGUGGUGUGUCGCGUCUGGCUAGAUAUAACGCGACGGCCGAGAUCAAGAAGGAUGCGUCGGGGAAGGUUACGUAUUUUGAAGGGACGCCUAUACCGUCAACGGUACUAAUAGCCUUGAUCAUAUUGUGGUUUAAGCAGUAUGAGUGGAUUGGAGAUGAGAAUCUUCCGGGUGGCAAGUGGAUUAUAUUUGGAUGGACAUUUCACCCAUUCGCACUAAUAUAUCUCGCAUCGGGAACCGCCCAAAUCACAAAGACCUUACUCAUUCCCAAGCUAUGA